Entamoeba histolytica HM-1:IMSS is the source of this 1407-nucleotide messenger RNA. RefSeq lists its product as uncharacterized. The record is from RefSeq and is a predicted model, not a curated record. The transcript has 2 exons. NCBI's taxonomy places the organism in Eukaryota, Evosea, Mastigamoebida, Endamoebidae. The coding region runs from base 1 to 1407 and encodes 468 amino acids.
AUGAGCUAUUGGUAUAGACCAAAUGUGUUAAAAAGAAAAUGGGGAAGUUAUGGAAGUAUUCAUAACAACCAGUAUUAUAAUGAUUACAACGAUAGUACAUUCUUUAAUGAAGUAAAUACUACUUAUGAUCCAGAUGAUGGAGAAGAUGAAUAUUUUGAAGAAGAUGAUGUAGAUUUACAUCCAAAUAGUUAUGAAGCUAAUAAUUAUUUUGAUCCAGACAAUGAAUCAGAAAGAGUAAAUAAACCAGACUUGAUUAAUGAAGAAUUUAGUAAAACAGAAGAAUCAAUAUUUGAUGAUCCAGAUUAUGAAGAAUAUAAUAAAGAAAUGAAUGUUAAUGAAGACCCAAUUGAAGAAAACGAGGAAGAAGAAAAUGAAUUACCUCUAAAAACAAUAGUUGAUCCAGAAAAUCCAAAUACUAUUUAUACAUAUGAUAAUAAUACAAUUGAAUUACAAAACAAUUAUGAGAAUUUAAAAAAUGCAAUAAAAGAAGAAGGAGUAGAUAAUACAAUCCCUGUAAUAGAAGAAAGAGGAGAUGAUAUAAUAGUACAGAAUAUAGAUUAUGAUGAAAUAAAAGAUAAACCAAUGGAAGAAGAAAUAGAAAUACAUAAAGAUGAAAAAGAACCAGAUAGAAAUAUUAUACCACCUAGACCACCAAGAGAGAAUAGACAUUCCAUUAAACAAUGGAUAGAUAAAAAUAGAGAUAAUUCCAAAAGAAAACAUCAUUUAGAAGAUACUAAUGAAUAUCAAGAAAAGAGAGAUUUUGAACGAGGAAUAUAUUUAGAAGAAUUACAACAAUUCUUACCAAUAGAAGAGAAAGAAGAAAGAGAAGAAGCAAUAAAUGAAACAAAAAUAGAAAUUCCACAAAAUGAAGCAUUGAACGAAAAAGAAGAAGUUCAAAAUGAUGAAACAAUGAAUAAUUCAUUACCAAAUGAAAAAAUGCAAGAAAAAAGAGAAGAGAAAGAAGAAAAAAGAAUUAAAAAACCAGUUAUUGUUAAGAAAGAACGAAAACUCAAAGAAGUUAAGAAGAUUGAUUCUAAAUUUAAUUAUAAAGAACUCUUCGGUGACGUUAAAAACAGAAAACAUGAAGUUGAUGAAUUGGAAAAAAGAUAUAGAUUACUUGCUAAAGACAUAUCACUCAAUUAUAAACCAACACAAAAGAAAGAAGAAAAUGAUUCCAAAAAUAUUCUACCAGAAGAAAUUAAACCAAUAAUAGAACAAGAAGAAGAAGAUUUAAGAGUUGAAGACAUUCCAAAAGAGUUAACAAUAAAAGAUCAACAAAAAUAUUGGAAUAACUUUAAACAUAAUGACGAAAACGUUGAUGUAAAUGAAGGAGAAGAAGAAAUAGAACAAGGUAUAGAAGAAGUAGAAGAACCAGAAAUAGAAUAUGAGUACGAGUAUGAGUUCUAG